ACCCCAAAGGCAUUAAAAUGUUGAAAAAGGUAUUCUCUGCGGCGUCAUUGCUGACAAGUUGCAGAAGCUCACUCCUUUGGAAGAGGCUGUAUUCUUCGAGUCUUCCGAAGCUUCUAGUGGUUCAGCCGCGCGUUCGGUCCCAGAAGCUGUUGCAGGCAAAGCUCAACGAAGCUCUCUGUCUCGCUAACUCACUCGAAGACCAGCGCGAUGGCUAUUUCCACACCGAUUUCUUCGACAAGCCGCUCCCCCCUCACCUCCUCGUCCAGUGCCGCACCCCGCGCGCCGACACCUACUUCGGCCAAGGGACCGUCGACAACGUCAAGUGCCACAUCGCUGCCGCCGAAUCCAAGGGUGACGUGGAUGCGGUUUUUGUGAAUGCCAUACUGUCUGGGAUUCAGCAACGGAACCUCGAGAGGGCUUGGGGGAAACCUGUGCUGGACCGUGUGGGACUUAUAAUUGAGAUCUUCAAUGCUCAUGCCUUCACCAAGGAAGCAAAACUCCAGGCUGAGCUCGCAGCUCUAUCCUACAAGAAGACUAGACUUGUUCGGGUUCGAGGCCCUGGUGGUCGCUAUACAUUUGGGGCUUCUGGAGAAGCUGAAGUUGUUAGUGCCCGAGGGAGAGGAAGUGGGGGGCAAGGUUUUAUGAGUGGUGCUGGAGAAACUGAACUUCAGCUUCAGCGACGAAGAAUCCUAGAGAGGAGAAAUUAUCUAUUAUCUCAAAUUGAAGAGGUUCGCCGCACCCGGGCUUUGCAACGUGCUGGUCGCAAGAGGCGUGGAGGUUCAUCCGGACAGGGCUUAGCCACUGUUGCUAUUGUUGGGUACACAAAUGCUGGAAAAUCUACAUUAGUUAGUAGGCUAUCGGACAGUGAUCUGUAUAGCGAUUGUCGACUGUUUGCAACAGUUGAUCCUAGAGUAAGAAGUGCUGUUCUUCCUUCAGGGAAGAAAGUGCUUUUAAGCGACACAGUGGGAUUCAUAUCUGACUUGCCUAUACAGUUGGUGGAAGCAUUUCAUGCAACUCUAGAAGAAGUGGUGGAAGCAGACCUCCUUGUGCAUGUGGUGGAUUCAACUGCUCCCAAUCUGAAUGAGCAUCGCUCAACAGUGUUGCAAGUUCUUAAACAAAUAGGGGUGUCAGAAGAGAAGCUUCAGAAUAUGAUUGAAGUUUGGAAUAAGAUUGAUAUGGAAGAAGAAUGCAUGGACAAUGAUGAAUAUCUUGAGGAUGAAGAUGGAGAUGAUGCUGGCAGUAUUUCUGGCCUAGAAAAUGAAGGCAUCAAGGAGAUUGACAAUCACAAUGACAGUGGGGUCAUGCAAGAAAAAGAAGACUAUUCUGAUGGUUGGUUAUACAUGGAUGAUACUGUUGAUGAAGGUGAGUUUUGUUCACCUUCAAUUGUGACUGGCCAAAAAAAAGAGGCUUUUAAAAAGGACAAUGAUGUGGAAAAAGAUGGUAUGAUUGGACAAUCUGGUCCACAUUUGAAAGCAUCUGCUAUCACAGGAGUUGGGUUGCAAGAGUUAAUGAAAUUGAUAGAUGAGAAACUUAGUGUUCAGAAUAAGAAGGGUGCACAAGUGGUUGAAAGAAGUUCCUUUGAUCGAAAAUGGAGGCCCUCUCACAAUCAAGAGUCUGGCAUAGUAGUUGAGCAGUAGAUGAGAAUGACACAGUUUCUUUACUUGUUUUCUUCUAUGUGAAAGUUUGAUUACAAUAAAAAAUUAGCUGGACCAGAGAUGCUUGUUGUUAAGCUUUUCCCACACUUUGAUGGAGCAAUUAUGUGCUGAUGGGGACAAAACAUGGCCUCUAUAGCCAGAUGAAGUGUUUCAAAGCUGCUCAAGUUCUGUCUAAACUUUAGGGCUUUGUUUAGUUUAUGAAAGAUAAAGGAAAGAAAAGAGAAGGGAAAGUUAGUUGAAAAUGAGAUCAUCUGUUGUUUGAUAAAAGGUAAGAGAAGAAAAAAAAAAA
Molecule: messenger RNA, 1944 nt
Organism: Cajanus cajan (pigeon pea)
Lineage: Eukaryota; Viridiplantae; Streptophyta; Magnoliopsida; Fabales; Fabaceae
Product: GTP-binding protein, HflX
Cellular component (GO): cytoplasm
Molecular function (GO): ribosome binding; GTP binding
Source: RefSeq, a predicted model, not a curated record